Messenger RNA from Aspergillus luchuensis, 1368 nucleotides. RefSeq lists its product as uncharacterized. Gene Ontology annotation, cellular component: vacuolar membrane. The record is from RefSeq and is a predicted model, not a curated record. NCBI's taxonomy places the organism in Eukaryota, Fungi, Ascomycota, Eurotiomycetes, Eurotiales, Aspergillaceae. The transcript is spliced from 7 exons. Gene Ontology annotation, molecular function: amino acid transmembrane transporter activity. Bases 1 to 1368 code for a protein of 455 amino acids. Gene Ontology annotation, biological process: amino acid transmembrane transport.
AUGUCGACCUUGGACGUGAAGGAUAUUGAGACUGGACCGGGUCGCCGGGUCGAAGAAGAUGGAGGCAUGUGGGAGAAUGAUAUCGUGAAGACACCUUCCGUGGAGAAGGACCCCUUUGGAAAUGAAGCUGUUGGAGAGGUUCACUAUAAGACUCUCGACUGGUGGCAAUCUGGCAUGCUGAUGAUCGCCGAGACUGUGUCACUGGGUGUUUUGUCUCUUCCCGCCACCGUGGCUGAGGUUGGCUUGAUCCCUGCCAUCAUCCUCAUCGUCGGCAUGGGCAUCAUCGCCACCUACUCUGGCUAUGUCAUUGGACAGUUUCGGGCCAGGUAUCCCUUCAUCCACAGCAUGGCUGAUGCCGGUGAAGUCUUGUGUGGCCGCUACGGUCGCAUGUUCACGGAAUUCGCUCAGCUGGUGUUCUUCAUGUUCGCGUCUGGUAGUCACUUGGUGACCUUCACUGUCAUGAUGAACACCCUUACCAACCACGGAACCUGCUCUGUCGUGUUUGGUGUCGUCGGCUUGGUGCUUUCCUUCGCCUGCUCUCUCCCUCGUACCAUGAAGAACGUUUCAUGGCUGGCCGUGACUUCCUUCAUCAGUAUUUUCUCGGCUGUCUUGAUCACCAUGAUUGGAGUCGCUGUUGAACACCCGCACCCUGCGCCCAUGCAGCUCACCCGCUCGACUUCUUUCGUCAAGGGCUUCUCAGCUGUCACCAACAUCGCUUUUGCCUACUGUGGUCAUCCUGCCUUCUUCGGUUUCAUCGCUGAGAUGAAGGAUCCCAAGGACUUCCCCAAGUCCCUCUGCAUGUUGCAGGGCUUUGAAAUCGUCUUCUACACGGUCGCAUCCGCCGUCAUCUAUCGCUACGCCGGUCAGAACGUCACUUCCCCCGCCCUGGGCUCCGCCGGUAUCAUCGUCCGUAAGGUCGCCUAUGGCAUUGCCAUUCCCACCAUCGUCAUCGCGGGUGUCGUCCUGGGACACGUUGCCAUCAAGAACGUCUACGUCCGCCUGUUCCGCGGUACGGAUGUCAUGCACAAGCGCAGUGCCCUGGGUGUCGGUGCCUGGAUUGGACUUGCUGCGGGCUACUGGAUCAUCGCCUGGGUGAUUGCCGAGGCCAUCCCUGUCUUUAGCGAUCUUGUCAGCUUGGUCAGCGCAUUGUUUGCUAGUUGGUUUUCAUUCGGUCUGCCCGGUGUCUUCUGGCUGUACAUGUACUGGGGCAACUACUUCACCUCUGUCCGCAAAACGCUCCUUACCCUCGCCAACUUGGCCUUGUUCGGCAUUGGCGCCACCAUCUGUGUCUGUGGUCUCUGGGUCUCCGGACUCUCGAUCUCCAGUGACAGCUCUGGCAGCAGCUUCUCCUGCGCCAAUAAUGCCUAA